CCGACGACCCCCUAUUUAUUACAACUUAAAGAUCUGCGUACUGUACUGAUAUACACACCUCGAACUCUUGAUUAACAACAACCAUGACCGAUCAGGAUUCAUCUUUACUUGAAGUCUCUAUGGAUAGUAAUACGAACUAUGCUAAGUGUAACAAUCAUGUUACCGGCAAUAAAGGCGGCGAAUGGACGGACCUCCGCCGUUGGCGACUUCAUGCCGAAAAAGGUCGGCAUACGUGGAAAUAUAUUGACAACCCCGAAGAAUUGUCAAAAAGUCCACACCAGACAUUCCGAGAAAGAUAUUGGCUAGGUCUCGAAAAUGGAGGAAUUCCAGAGCUCCAGCACCUUGGUCAACAUUCGGAUAAGCCCCAAAGCGAGCAGUUGCCGGAGGUGCUGAGGAAAGGGUCCAAUUUCCUAAGAGAGCUACAAAUGGAAGAUGGGAGUUGGGGUUCAAACUGUGAUGGACCUGUGUUUGUAACUCCUGGCAUCGUCUUUGCAUGUUACAUCGUGGGGGUCCCCAUCCCGCUGCCUUUUAGACAAGAGCUGUGCCGAUAUCUCGUCAACACCUGUAACGAUGAUGGUGGCUGGGGUCUUUACAUCACAGGUCCCUCAACCGUGAUAGGUACUGCCUUGAACUACGUGAUGUUACGUGUUCUGGGUUUGGAAACAUCCCAUCCUACCUGCAAAAAGGCAUGCGAUUUAUUGGCCUCGAUGGGCGGCGUGCUUGGCAUACCGAGUUGGGGUCGCUUCUUCCUCUGCAUCAUGAACCUAUACAACUGGGACGGCAUUCUUCCUUUCCCGUCGGAGCUAACUCUCACUCCACGCUGGUUCCAAGGCAACCCUGCCAAUUGGUGGAUGCCGAUUCGCAAUCUUUUUAUGGGUAUGUCCUACCUAUACGGACACCGGUUUCAAGCACCCGAAGAUGACCUGAUUAAGGCCAUCCGCAACGAACUAUAUCCACAGCAGGCAUAUAGCGAUAUAAAAGACUGGACAGCUUUGAGGUCCUAUGUCAAUGAUAUUGACCUACUGAAGCCUAAGUCGUUGCUUCAAUCUGCUAUGGUCUCGUCCAUGGGCCACUGGGAGCAGUUCACGAAAUUACCACUCAUCAGGACGCUGCGACGGCGAGGCCUAGAAGAGGUGUUGUUUCAAGUUCAAGCUGAUGUUCAUACUACUGAGUAUUGCAGUUAUUCGCCUGGUUACUGGCCAGUUGACAUCGUUGUACUUCAGCACGCUUACGGGCGCGACAGCCAAUGGGUCCAAUGUAUGGCGCCGCACUUCGCAGAUGGCCUAUGGAUGUGUCGGGAAGGGCUAGCAGCAUCAGGUACCGAUGGAAAUGCCGUGUGGGAGACAUCGUUUACCAUGCAAGCAAUCUGUUCUGUUAUCCAAGUAACGAAUGGCGGUAAUGCCACCCCCGCUGAGCUGGAUGCCAUAGACGCAGGCCUUGAAUUUCUAGUAGACUCGCAACUCCUUCACGACCCCAUCGAGAUGCAUCGUACUAAUCGCCAUCCAACUAAGGGUGGGUGGCCGUACAGUACCAAGAUGCAAGGAUACUUUGCUUCAGAUGCAACAGCGGAAACCGUACUGGCAAUCCUUCAGAGCUACAAGAUCUCCUCUGUAUCUCCGAAGAUUCCAGUUGAACGUCUCCAGCUCGCCGUAGACUCACUUAUAGGUAUGGAGAGUUGUGGUUCCGGUUUCGGAGCCUAUGAGAACGUCCGUGGCUCGGAGCUGCUCGAGCUUUGCAAUAUUACCGAUGCCUUCGAAAACAUUAUGACCGAGCACCGGUAUGCAGAGACCACGGCAUCCGUUAUGAAGGCGCUAUCAGAGUUUACCGCUGAGCAUCCCGGAUACCGCCGAGACGACAUCGACCGGUGUCUUAAGGGGGGCGCCGUCUUCUUACUACAAUCCCAGUUUGAGCAUGGAGGAUGGAUCGGAACGUGGGGUAUUUGUUUCUCGUUUGCGACGAUGUGGGCUUUGCAAGGCCUUGCCUGCGUAGGCCAUACUGAACAGAACUCCCCAGCUGUGGCUAAGGCGUGCGCGUUCCUUUUAAGACACCAAAAUUCAGAGGAUGGCGGUUGGGGUGAGGCCCUCGAGAGUUACAUGGCGAGGGAUUAUGUCCAUGAGCCAAAGGGCAGUCAAGUGCCAAACACAGCGUACGCUGUCAUCGGACUCCUUGCGGCUCGGUGCACCAACCGAACAGCCAUUGAGCGUGGUGUUAAUUAUCUAAUUAAGACCCAGCAGAAGGAGGGCGAUUGGUUACCUGGCACCCCCGAGGCGAUUUGCGCUCCGCCCUGUGGUUAUCGGUAUCCUUUGUACAAGUUCCAUUUCUCACUCAAAGCCAUUGCAGGUUAUAUCAAGCGAUACGGGAACAAGCCGCUGUCUUCAAGCAAGGUCCGACUAGAAAAACUUGAUUAGGGUAAUAUAAAGACAUGGAAAUGUACGUAAGGCGGAGGAAUACAUUUUACCUCUACUGGGUGAAAUAGGUAUGUAAGUUGGGUUCAUGUAUGGCGAC
Molecule: messenger RNA, 2505 nt
Organism: Xylaria bambusicola
Lineage: Eukaryota; Fungi; Ascomycota; Sordariomycetes; Xylariales; Xylariaceae
Product: squalene-hopene-cyclase
Exons: 1
Coding region: 84-2408 (774 amino acids)
Biological process (GO): triterpenoid biosynthetic process; ergosterol biosynthetic process
Cellular component (GO): lipid droplet
Molecular function (GO): lanosterol synthase activity
Source: RefSeq, a predicted model, not a curated record